AUGAAAGGCAAAGCUCGACUGAGUCGUUGCUUGGAUGAUAAAAUUCGAGAGUAUUUGGAUGAGUAUUUUGAUCAGUUUUUGAAGGCUCCUUCAAGUCUUUUGGAAGCUUAUGAGUAUCUUCAGGGCAGAGAUUCGCUUUUAAGGCGUACUAAAAAACAAGUAUUGGAGAUGUCUAUUAAAAGGGUUUUGGGGGAAAAAGGACCGGGAAUAUCUAAUAAAUUACUAGGUGAAUCUCUUGGGGAUAUGAAGGAGACAGAAUUUUUCGAAAAAACGGCGAUUUCCUGUGAAAAUUUGAGCAAGAUCAGUAUAAAAAAAGAGGAAAGAUCUGUAUUGGACAGUGAAGAAGAUGUUUUAAGUCAGAAAGAAUUAUUAAAAUCGGGUUAUUCUUCAUUAAAAAAUGAAAAAAUAAUGAAAGAUCGAUCUUAUGAUAUUUCCAUGUCUAAACGUAAGAAUAAGAUGGAGAAAAGUGAUAUUCCUAGUAAAAGAUUAAGAGUUAAUGAAAAUUAUAAUCCACCUAAAGGGAUUUUGUUUGAUGAUCUCGGGGGUAUAGAUGAAUGUAUUGAUGAGAUUCUUGAAUAUAUUGUGAUGCCUUUGAUGCAUCCUGAGGUUUAUUCUUAUAUUGGUAUUCAACUUCCAAGAGGGGUUUUACUUCAUGGCCCUUCAGGAUGUGGGAAGACUUUGCUUGCAAAUGCUAUAGCAUCUGAAAUUGGUUUACCAUUUAUAUCUAUUUCUGCACCGUCUAUUAUUUCUGGUAUGUCUGGUGAAUCAGAAAAAAAGAUUCGAGAUAUGUUUAAUGAAGCAAAAUCGAUUGCUCCAUGUCUUAUAUUUAUUGAUGAAAUUGAUGUAGUAACACCUAAGAGAGAGAAUGCACAACGUGAAAUGGAAAGGCGGAUUGUCGCUCAAUUUCUUACAUGUAUGGAUGAUCUUUCUUUGGAUAAAACAGGUGGAAAACCUGUUUUAAUAAUCGGGGCGACGAAUAGGCCUGAUUCAUUAGAUCCUGCCUUACGUAGAGCUGGUAGAUUUGAUCAUGAGAUAUGUCUGAAUGUUCCAAAUGAAAUUGGGAGAGAAAAAAUUCUUCGAACACUUCUUAAAAAAGUACGUCUUUCUGGUGAUUUUGACUAUAGAAAGUUGGCAAAAAUGACACCAGGAUACGUAGGCGCAGACUUGAGUUCUCUUAUUACUGCAUCUGGUAUUGUUGCUAUUAAAAGGAUUUUUAAAUUAUUACAAAACAAUGCAUCAUUGAAUGAAAAAACAUUAUCUCAAUCAAAUAUGGAUUCUUCUAGUCCUUUAGACAAAAAUAAUAGUCGGGUUUCCAUGACGGAUUUGAAUUCUUUCAUAUCUGACAGUUUUCAAAAUACUGCUAUUAUUCAACGUUUUUUAAAAACAUACCCUAAUACAUUACCUAAUGAUGUUUUAUCAUUAAUGUGUAUUACUAUUGAUGAUUUUUUAGAGGCACUUCCUAAGAUUCAGCCAUCAUCUAAGCGUGAAGGAUUUGCAACUGUUCCAGAUGUAACGUGGGCAGAUGUUGGCGCAUUAGAGUCUAUUCGUAUGGAAAUGCAGAUGGCUAUUGUCCAGCCUAUCAAACAUCCAGAAUUGUAUGAAAGAGUAGGUAUUACAGCGCCUUCUGGAGUGUUGCUUUGGGGGCCUCCUGGCUGUGGGAAAACUUUAUUAGCCAAAGCAGUAGCUAAUGAAAGUCGGGCAAAUUUUAUUUCAGUUAGAGGCCCGGAAUUAUUGAAUAAGUAUGUCGGAGAAUCAGAACGUGCUGUUCGCCAAGUAUUUUCAAGAGCAAGAGCUUCUGCUCCAUGUAUUAUAUUUUUUGAUGAAUUGGAUGCAAUUGUCCCUCGAAGAGAUGAUUCUUUACCUGAAUCUUCUGCAAGAGUAGUUAAUACAUUAUUAACAGAGUUAGAUGGAUUAAACGAUAGAAGGGGGAUAUAUGUAAUAGCUGCUACAAAUCGUCCGGAUAUUAUUGAUCCUGCCAUGAUGAGACCUGGACGUCUUGAUAAACCAUUAUUUGUAGAAUUGCCAUCUGAAGAUGAACGUUAUGAAAUUUUAAAAACGUUGACUAAAAAAACACCUAUUUCCUCAUCUGUAAAUCUUCUACAGAUUGCAAAAGAUCAAAGAUGCCAAAAUUUUAGCGGUGCUGAUUUAGCUGCACUUGUUCGAGAAGCUGCUGUUCUUGCUCUUCAAAAUACCUUUUUUAUCGAUCUUUUUACUGAAAAAAUGCUUCAGAAUGAUUUUCAAGAUAUUCCUUUAUAUAUUGAACAGUAUCAUUUUGAUAAGGCUUUUUUAACAAUACGACCUAGCGUUUCUGAUAAAGAUCGAGAUCGUUAUUAUAAUCUUAAUCGUCGUUAUGGUUGUUUGACUACCGAAUCGUCAUAA
Pneumocystis murina B123 is the source of this 2379-nucleotide messenger RNA. RefSeq lists its product as hypothetical. The transcript has 10 exons. Bases 1 to 2379 code for a protein of 792 amino acids. Gene Ontology annotation, biological process: ribosome biogenesis. Gene Ontology annotation, molecular function: ATP hydrolysis activity; RNA binding; preribosome binding. The record is from RefSeq and is a predicted model, not a curated record. Lineage: Eukaryota; Fungi; Ascomycota; Pneumocystomycetes; Pneumocystales; Pneumocystaceae. Gene Ontology annotation, cellular component: nucleus.